CCGGGGCAAGUUUCCGAUAAUUUUAAAUUGUUCAUAGCUUUAUAGUGAUUGUUUACCGAAUUUUACCAGUCGGCCGUCACAGUCUCCGCCGCAAAUUGUUAUAAUUCCUAAUUUAUUAUACAUACUAUGUAAGUAGGCGUCUGCAAAUUCCAUACCAAAGUUUCAUCAGUAACAUAACAUCGAAAUAUUAUUUGAACUCUACAACGGAGUUGAUCGAAAAUGAAAGCGAUCGGUAGUAGUUUUUCGGUUAAUUUUCGACGUGCUUUGUGCAACAACACCACCAUACGAACAUAUCUAUCGGAUAUUAAACAGUCAGAUACAAAGGGUUCAAACAAGAAACAAUCAAACAAUGAUCUGUUGAACAGCAUUAAACCGCAUGCUCGCAGUGGAGUAUUGUCAGUUGUUGAAAAAGAUGACAAUGGAUUUCCUUCGUAUCUCAUACUUAAAGAAACUAGUCCCUUACUGAGUCAAGCCAUGAUUAGUAUUAAAAACAAAAAAAGACGUCAACAAAAUAAUGGCAUACUUUUAGAAGGUAAACGUCUGAUACAAGAUGCAUUAAAUGCUAGUGUAAAGCCAAAACAAAUAUUCUUCAGUCAGAAGAGAGUUUUAGAAAACUUAUGUUUACCUGAAGAGCUACGAGAUCUCCCAGUCGAAAGUACAAUAUUUUAUAAGACUCCUUACAAAAUGAUUCAAUUAUUUUCAGAGACUGAGACUUCUCAAGGAAUAAUGGGUAUCUUUGAAUUUCCAACUAUUGAUCAUAGAGUCCGAAAAAAAUCAUUUCCAAUCACAGUAAUAUGUGAUAAUAUUCGCGAACCUGGUAAUUUAGGGGCUGUGUUAAGAACUGUAACAGCUGUUGGCGCAUCACAAAUUAUUUUAAUGAAAGGUUGUACUGAUUUGUGGGGAGAUAAAGUAUUGAGAGCUGGUUGUGGUGCACAUUUCAGGAUGAAAAUAUUAUCAGAUGUCAGCUGGAGCAAUUUGCAAAAUAUCAAAGGUCAAGUCUGUUUGGCCGAUAACAACUUAGGGAGCAACAUUGAUGAUUCGAAUACCGAUGAAGAUACAAAUGUAAAUGUUUUUAGAAAAACAGCUCCAAUUGAAUUACCAAUAGCUCCUUACUAUGAAGUAGAUUACUGUAAAACCACUCCUUUGAUACUCAUUAUUGGAGGUGAGACACACGGGUUAAGUGAUGAAGGGUAUGAGUUUGCCAAAAAACGAAAAGGUAUCCGCAUAAACAUUCCACUUGAAAAUGGAAUAGAAAGCUUAAACUCUGCAACAGCUGUAGGUAUAUUAUGUUUUGAAGUCAGAAAACAAAUGUUAAACUUAAUAAAAAGUGAACAAGAAGUCGAUGAAAUUGAACAAGCAUGUUAAGAUUAUAUAGUUUUAGAAUUUAUAUUGUAUAAAAUAAUUUGUUUAUGUGAAUAAAUGAAAAAGAAAAUAGGUAUUAUAAAUAUGUUAAAUUUAUAUAGUCAACAACAAAGAUAAACUUCUUGCAUAAAUUUUAUUUUUUUCAAAUACUUGACCCUUUAAAAUAAAUGUUAAUUUAUUUUUAUUUUUUCACCCACUAUUAAUCAUGUAAGCAAGAAUUACUUAUUAACCCUAUAAUGUAUGGUGUUACCUUUCGAGGACAACUUGAUAUAUCCAUAUUAAUAUGUUAUAAUACAUAAUGUUUCAUCAGCCCACUGAGUAUUUAGAAGUUUUAAUAGCCCAUAACUUAUUAAAAUGGGUUGGAGUAAAUAAAUGUAAUACCUUCUAACAACA
This is a messenger RNA of Aphis gossypii (cotton aphid), 1755 nucleotides long. Its product is annotated as rRNA methyltransferase 3, mitochondrial. The record is from RefSeq and is a predicted model, not a curated record. NCBI's taxonomy places the organism in Eukaryota, Metazoa, Arthropoda, Insecta, Hemiptera, Aphididae. Bases 220 to 1365 code for a protein of 381 amino acids. Gene Ontology annotation, biological process: RNA processing. The transcript is spliced from 4 exons. Gene Ontology annotation, molecular function: RNA binding; RNA methyltransferase activity.